CCUCACUCCGGUGCUUUCCUAUGUUUUCCUAAGGAGACAUCCCCGCGGUCAGGCGGCAGUCUCUCAAUUCGCGGUUCGUGUGUGUCUCGCUCCUUUCUUCUCUUUGAGGGCAACUUCUCCCGAUUUUCCCGGCAGAAGAAUCCAUUUCGCCUCCUUUUCUUUUUCACAAAGCAACCCCUCUCUUUCUCGCGACGUUUCCCUGUCCAUAGAGGCUCGUUUCUUUCGCAUGUUCCCUCGAUAUUUGCACAGUCGGCUGGACGCAAGGAUGUGCUGCUCUGCGUGACAUGCUCGUGUUCAGUCUUUCUGAUCUCCUUUCCUUUUUCUCUGGAUCUUCGCCAGUAGGAAGGAGGUUAGAGAGCCGUUCAUCCUGAAAGUUCUUUCUGUGGUAACAGCGCUCUUCAUUCUCCUGAGGAAUUAUCUCAUUUUAGACAUCGCCUUAUGCUGUGACCACCCACCGGAACAGCCAUGAGUCGUUCUGGACGACACUGUAACUGAAAACAAAGUUGAAGGCAAACGCGGAUGUGCGUUUCUGCCGUUCUUUCAGGUUUCGAGAACUUCAGCGAAGGGAUCCGUCGUGUUUUCUCUGACUGUUCAAAGUCCACUCGUCCGCUACUUGGGACGCUGAAUAGCGUGCAUUGCUGGUUGCUGCUUCUCGGCGCCCGUUUCCGCGAUUUCCUUUUUGCGUACCCUACUUUCGUCUUCUUUCCCCGUCCUUCUUCUUGUUCCCUCUCUUAAACAGCCACUGACAAGUCAACCUUCUCGCUCGCGACGCCUUUCCGUAAUCCCGUUGAAGGCUUCGCCAACUGCGUACUCUGCAUCAGGCCGCCGAACUCGCUGAUAAUACCGGGACACAGGAGACCCCGUUGAUGCCUUGAGACCGUAUGCAUCUCAGUUCGUGGAAGUCCAGAGAACUUUCAGUGAUGGAUUCCCCUUUCUCGUAUAAUCCGAAACCGUUGACUUUAGAGAAAAUGUGUAUGCGGCCGCAGCGCUGAGCAGUUCCUUCCCCAAACUCGCCAAGGGGAAGCGUAUACAUACACACGCGUGCAAACUUCUCUGUGCAUUUGGGUCUCCUAAAAUCUCUCCUUUUCGUUUUCCCCUAGACGUGUGUGCUUGUGAAGAUGCUACGGGGAUCAGAGCGGCUCCGCAGACGCGCCAGGGCGUCGGUGGACCUAAGUGAGCACUCGGUCUCUUCUGUGUCUCGCGUUUGGCGCCUCCCAGCGAGUCUCUGGCUUCCUGUGGGAUGUCUACCUCUCGCGGUGUCGCGAAGCCACCUAAAAAACGCAAAGAUUGACUUUGUUGCUCCACCCACAUCCUCAGAAGACCGCACAGAAGGUUGCAUUUGGCUGGGGUAUCGGCUGAAACGCGAAGGAGAGCAGAGCAGCUCCUCCCAAGCCAACGGAACAGCUGUCUCGUCAGGUGGGCGUUCUCACUCUCCCCAGCCUCCUCGUUCUGUUUCACGGUCCUCGUCGCCGGGAGCGAGAGACAGCGAAGAAGAAGAGACACCUGGAGACCGGACGUGCUUCGACGUUCUCCUGUCUCUCUGUGGCGCGACGAAUGCGGCCUGGGAGGCGAGACUCGAGGCCGCGUGGUGGAGCAGGGAUGAGGAAGAAAAACGCAGCUCGUCGCAAGGACAAAGAGAGGACGCGACAGGGACGGCAUCGCAGACGACAGCGAAACGCACAGAGACAGUUCAACUGAUUUUCUCCGUAUGGAUCAAUAUCAGUCCCUUUCUCAUGAAGAGAACAAACGCGGCGUCGCAGUUCGCUCCGAACGAGUUCCUCGCCUCCGCCUCCGAAAUCUUUCUUCUUCAACACCUUCUCCCUCUCCGGACCUUAAGUCGCCUUCGCCUUCCUCUCAAACCUGUCUUUGCUUCCUCUUCAGCGCAGACAAUGCCACCUUCUUCGUCUUUGUCGUCUUCUUCGUCUUCUUCGUCUGCUUCGUCUUUGUCGUCUGCUUCUUCGCCUCUUGCUGUUCUCGGGGCGACUCGCGGAGACGAAUGGGAAGUGUAUGCUGGAUUUGUGAGAACCGUCUUUGCCGCUGGGCGCGAGGGGGGAGAGAAGGGAGCGCGUCUGGUCGCGUCGUGUGGGGGUCUGAUGUGCAGCAGGCACUUCCCCAGUCCUCCAGCUUCUCUGUCGCUUCAGUCCGCGUACGACCUUGUCUCUGAAAGCGCUUGGCGGCUACAGGUCGACGAACCUCCGCCGCAUUCGCUGCUGCACUUCCUCGCGUCCUCCCUCACGAAAAAUGCGAACUCGACCUUCCCCACAAGAGAUACGCGACAGCAAGAGAAAACCUCUGGGGCUUCGUCCGCCUCUCUGUUUCGCUGUAAGUGUGGCAUUUGCAGGCUGACGCAUGAGGCGUUGCACAUGCUGCUGGCGUUUCUGGAUCCAGCUUCUCUCGCCGCGUUCGGGACGACGAACCGCAGCCAUUUCCUGCUGGCGGAGCCAGUUGUUCCCGGUCUCCAGCUGAUGGUGGGCGACUGCUUUCUGCAUCCUUACGCGCAACCUCCGCGAGAGAGCAUGGCUGCAGCCUCUGCCCCCCCGCAUUUGCUGGAUUUGCCCCCCUCAAAGGCCCCAGAUCCCGAGGCGACGCUCGCGCGAGAAGAAAGCAGAAAUCUUUUUCUCGGAGGUCUGUUCACGCACCAGACCCACGGCCUUCUCUGGCUGCGACACCGGGAGCGGCGGGUCGCCGCGCAGGCGCCGCCGUUCUGUUUCUGCAUGCAUCCCGCAAAACGCCCGAGACACCUGCAUGCGGACCGUUCCGCCGCGUCUCCGGCGUGUGUAGCCAGCGUGCCAGCGGCAGAGAGCCCCCCCGGAAGUCAGGCAGAUUUCGAGGCGGGAGAAGAUCGCGAUCGACGAGAUGAAGAGAGAGAGAGCAUCGAACAGAGAGAUGUCCUCUCCGGCGAGUGCCGGCUAGCAGAUGACGCUCUCAAAUUCUUGGCCAAGUGGACAGAGCUUCAGCUGCCUCACCAUGCGUGGUUAACUGGCUCUGCGGGACCCCGGCAAGCGGCUGCAUGGGGAGACGUCUCUCGGCGCGCGGAUGCAGCGAACUCACAGGACAGCGAUACGUCCCGCGGCGCUGCAGGCUACAUGCAUGCAGGCCAAGACAGCGUGGAAGAGCGAUGCGAGUCUGCAAGAACAGAAACGACCACAAGUGCCUCGAGGCACAGCGUCAAUGCAGGACAUGUAGAGUUGCGGGGCGAGAGCAGGACCGGUGAGAAAGGCGUUGAGCGUCGAAGGUCGGCAGGAGCAGAUGAGGCGUUAAAGGGGAAGGACGCGUAUGACAAAGACGAGAAAAGUGGACGGGUGAAAAGCGACGACGCACGAGAGAGAACACCCGCUGAGACUGGCGAACCAGUCGAGCUCUGUUUGGAGGAGAAGGCGGACAAAGAGACACCCGGCGCUCUGGCUGGCUAUUCGUAUCGACUUCUUCUGAGUGAAACCGCGUCGUUGGCGUGCUUAGCCGCUCCUCAUCCAUCGGAAUUUCAAGACUGGAAACCACACCUUGGUGCCCCUGAGGCCUCGUCUUCUGCAGAGUUCUCGUCGUUCCCCUCGCACGCUUCAGAUGCAUGCACGGGCGAAAAGACGACGCAUUACGCGUCAGAAAAAGCAGAUUUCUCUGCGGCGUUUCCAGCGUCAAGGCUGGCCGAGAGGGAAGAAGAAGCGGACCGAGGAUCGGAGGGAUUCUAUUUUCUCCCGCCUCAUUUCGCACUUCCGCAGACAGACACUGGAGCUUUCUCUCUCUACUUCAACUCGGACACCCGCCUCUGUGCAAUCGGAUUCAGCCGCAAGCACAGGAAUGCAAAAACUCACAGAGCAUCUGUUCCUUCUUCCUUUGCCUCAUCCACCUCUUCCUCUUUUUCGUUGUCAUCGUCAUCUGCCUACUCUGUUUCGGUGCCGUCUUCCGCUUCUGGCUCUUCUUUCUCGUCUUCGUCCGAGGUGUCUCCGUUGUCUCCUUCCCUGGGCGGAGACACACAGUCUCUCGUUUCCAUUCGGGGAUGGACGCAAGGAACGAGAGGUGGUGGAGGUUUGUUCUGCGACGAUCCGGGAUUGGGAAAGACGCUCGCGAUGCUCUCCGUCAUGGUCAAGAGCAUGGGGCGCCUGCCGACAGUCGCGCGCCCUGUCAAGGAGUGGAUGGCUGGCUAUCUAGCUCGACUGCAUGCAGGCCGGCGACAGCCUUCGCAGAGACCCCGCGAGAGACCGGAAGCAGACGACGCUGCAGAAGACAGAGAUGAAAGAGACAGCGGUAAAGGAGACAACGGCGGAGGAGACGAAAAUGAAUUGGACGGAAAGGAAGGAGACAGGAGUGGAGGAGAUAGUAAUGACGAAGAUAAGGAGAAGGAUAGAAAUUCGAAUUGGCCGACAGAGAAAAGGGACAAGAGAGGACAAAAGAGAGAGAAGACGCAGGGGCUCGACGAUGCAGAGACGGACAGCCAGUGCUACGUGUGGAAGUUUGCGGCCAACGAAAUCAACUCGUAUUUCAGAGAACAAGGCGUCAGGAGCGCUUUUUCCUACCCACAGCUGAAUCCGCUUCUUUCCGAGGCCGAAGCCGGAGUGUCUCCCGCCGACGGAUCUGUCGCUUUCCUCGACCUCCCGAAGGGGAGUGGAGGCUCUUGUCCUUCAUUAUCUCGACAUUCGUCUGGCUCCCUCGGCGAGGAAAAGCCGCUCAGCCGGUUCGGUCGGACCAAGUUCUUGGUCGGCUAUUCACUGCCUCCGGCAGAGUCGCUUCCCAGCGAGCUUCGCGAGUUAACUCUGGACGGGACUGAUCCCGGCGCAGAGACAUUUCGACAGACUGCAUGCAUCCGGGAUGUGGCUACACAGCUCGCGUCUCGACAACUGCUUUCCGAAGCAGAUCUUCAUGAGUCCUCACAGCAGGCAGAGAAAUUGAUGCAGAAAAUGAAGAGGAUCUAUCACCAGCUGUCGAGUACACUGUCAACUCGACACGGGGACCCCAACGCGCUUCUCAGGUCUCUGGUCAACAGAGAGGUGAGCGACCAGAUCGCGACCGAUGAGCGCGCGAGGCGUCUGCAUGCGAAUCUGGCUUCCCCACCCUCUCGUGAGAGGAGGAUCGACGAGGAGGGCACCGAAGAAGAAGCGCAUGUUGUUGAAAGACAAGAACAGGUCGAGGAGCCCUCCGGCAGAACGACUGUGAGAGGCGCUGACGAAGGCGAAACUCUGAGGAGACAGCAGGGCGGCGGAACUGUGAUGGCGCUUAACCUCGAGGGAGAAGACACUCGAGACGCAGGCGGGAUCGAAACGCAUGCCUCGGGGACGUCUCAGUCUUCCGCGGAUCCGACGACAUGUUCCCCAUGCGCCGAGCAUGGAGAAGAGAGGGCGGCCGAGGCCGAAGGGAGCAGACACGAGGAAGGAAAGUGCAAAGACUCCCAAUACGUCAGGAGAGCGACAGAAGGCGAAAGAUUACUGGACGGACGGGGGGGAGGCAAGAAACAGAAGAGGAGGGAAGACCUGGCUUGCGAUACGAAAGACUUCUUCUCGAAGCAAGACAUCGAACUGUUCAGGCUUCUCCCUGUCACACGACCUCAAGAUAUCCCUUCCCAGAAGCCACCAGAGUUUCUUCUUUCUCACGGGACUCUCCUUGUCUGUCCAACUCCCCUCGUCAACCACUGGAGUUCGGAAGUGAAGAAAUGGUUUUCCUGGUCGCACUGCAACGACGUGGACAGGCUGAAGGUCCUCGUGCUAGAGCGUCGUGACCGCGCGCAUGCAGUCCCGCUGCCGACGCGUGCAGAGCUCGCUUCCUGUCACCUCGUGAUUUGCUCUCAACAUUUUUUGACGGCCGAGUUUCAGCGCUGUCUUGCGUCUGUCUGGGCGCAAGGCCAGGCGCCAGAGAGGUCGCUCUCGGGGUCGAAGAAGCGAAGAACUGACACCGAUCCCCGGCUCGCUCAGACCAGCGGAAAAGUCCUCCAACUGCCGAAGCAGUCCAGACGACUGGCGACCCCGCAGGAAGUCGAGGAGGCGAUGUGGGGGAGAGACGUGGCGGGAACGCCUCGUUUCUCGGUUCACGCAGACAGCCGAUCGUCCGGGAGUCCGUUUCUUUCGCAGGACAGGAGAGGCGAAACGGAGGCGUUUGGCGACGACGCUCCGGCCGCCUCGGGGGCGCUCCUUGCGCGGCUUUUACACGAAGUAGGUGCUGGCGCCGGACUCAGCAAAGGGCAUGUCGGCGAAAGAUUCUGCAGAUCCAGAAGCCCCCUUCUGUCGAUUCACUGGCAGCGACUCGUCGUCGACGAAGGCCACAGCCUCUCCAGGUGCACAGCUCAGUACGUCCAGCUUUGCCGGAUGAUUGUCGCCGACAAAAGAUGGGUGCUCACAGGCACACCGACGAGUCGCCAGUCGCUGCGUCACAGCUUGACAGGACUAACGGCUCUGUUGGAAUUCUUGCGACAUCCCUUUGCUCUGCCAUAUCGUCAUUGUGGUGUAUCGGCGACUAAAACCAGCCCGCUGAAAGCUGCGAUUUGCCGGCCUUUGUUGGAGAGAGGAGAAGCCUCUGCACUGUUUCAACUUGCGCUGCUUCUCAAUACUUGCCUCGUCCGGCAUAGCAAAGAACAGUGCCAGCGUCUGCCCGCGUUGCGAGGCCCAACCAUAUAUCGAAUCGAGCCAUCCGCGAAAGAGAGAACGACGUACAACGACCUUGUCCAGCUCAUGCAAAGAAAUCUCUUCUGCACCUACUACUCAAGGAAAAACAAGGAUUCUCUUCUCCAUCCAAGCCAGCGAGCCCAGGCGUCAACUUCUCUUUGGAAUCUGCGGUUCAGCUGCACAAUUCAGUCGGAGUCUCACCUCCACAUUCUGACCAAGUGGGUCGACGAGGCCGUUGAGAUGCUCGCCAACAAGCAUGCAGUCUACCACAACGAGUUCCCGUACAAGUUCCAGUUCGAGAGGAUCGCCUAUGUAGUCGAGGUUUAUCUUCGUCUGAACAAAGUGGAGAGAACGUACGCAACAUGCGACAUGUGCCGUCAGGCGAUUCGCUUUCCACUUCUCGUUCCUUGUCCUUCUCUCCACUUGCUUUGCACAGAGUGCUUGUUCCCGCAGAUUUUCUCAGACAACCUGUGCCGUCGACCGCCGUUGCGCCACUGCCCGCUUUGCUGGCCGCAUGCACCGAUUAAUGCAGAUUUCUUUGACCGGCUGCAGCCUCCAGUGGAGCACAACACCACGUUCGACUGGCCCUUCAAGGUGACGCGAGGCGCGCGAGCAAACGCGGAGUUAGACAGGCGAUCGCUCAUCUUCCGGAAUCAGCAGUCGGCUCGGCGAGAUCGACAGGAGGGUGGGAACCGAGAGGACGUUCCCGACCGUGGUUUGGGCGGCAGCCGCGGGAGUCCGAGGGGAGCUGGGGGGUUGUUCUCUGGAUGCAUGCAGUCUGACGAGCUAAACGCGAGUCGACGAGACGACGGAGAGACACUCGUGAUGGAAGUGGAAACCUACCGGGCGUGCGUCGGCGCUGUCGGGGGGCCUCUGUCCCCUCAGGGAGCUGAGGCUGUCUUUGCUGCUUCGCAUGCGAGGUCGGCGGGGGUUUGUCCGGAGGAUACAUCUGAAGAGCGACCGAGCAAGAACGCUCUGGACACCGCAGCGAGGCGCCGGGCGGACCAGAGAGGACAGACGCGUUUGAGUGAGGUGGCGAGCGGGCCGAGAGACGAAGGAGGCCUCCCCAACCUUCUUCCUGCGCAUUUGCCUGGAUCGACUCUGGCUCCGCGGUUAGUCGAGAAAGUCAAGGAAAAACGUACGUUUCGAGCGUCAGCAGAAACACUGCGAAUCGUCCGCCGGUGGUUCCCUCAGGAUGAGCAUUCGCGACAGUUGAGAGACGACGCGUUUGCCUUUCUCGGGAAAGAUGACUUCUCUCCGAGCGCGUCGACGGCCAGCUGCGCCGAGGCUGGGAGUCCCCAGGGGACUCCAAGACUGAGGCCAACCCCAGAGAUCGUGGGGGGCAGUGAGAAAACGAACUCAGGUCGCGGGGGGCAUGCGGUCGUGUUUGGCGGCUCUUUGGCGGCCAUCGCGACUCCAAAAGUAUCUCCUUUGUCUUGCUCAUGCAAAUCGGACGUCGCCACUCCCGGUGUCUCCUCGGCAGCGGCGCCGACGCUGACGCACGAUCCGAGGAUGAACAGCGCGCGCUUUACGCGUGGGGCUCUUGGGGGGCUGGGGGUGAUCGCGAGCGCGGGAGGCAGCGAAGGGAGGAGUGAGGCGGGUGUGAGACAAGGAGACAAGGGAGACCAAGGUGGAAGACUUACCUAUCCUCGAUAUGUCGACGUGGAGGAUGCGUUUGCCUACGAUUUCAAUGAGAAGGACGAUGGAGGCGAGACAAAGAACGUUCUGUCUCCGUUCUCGAAUCGGCGGCCUGGGACUUCGCCUUCGGCCUCUCGUGCUCCACACUCCUCUCCGAGAAAAGGUCACUUGUCCUGGCGGACGCCUGCUAGCCUUUCGUCGCUUUCCUUUUCCUCCACCUUCUCUCCCAUCACCAGCGCCUUUGCACAUCCUUCUUCGUUCCGUGCUUUGGGAGAGUGCGUCUCGAGUCAGAGGUCGAGGUCUGAGAGCUUCGCCUCGUCUACGUUUCCAUCGUCUUCAGGAAACGAAGGCACCUGGCGAACGGCAUGCGGGCCUCGGGGCGCAGCCUUGGCUGCUCGGCGAGAAGCGACGUUGCUGAGCCUUCUGCUUUCAGGAGGCAUUUCAACUCGGGAGAUUUUAGAGGAGUUUGACGACGCAGAAAUUGACGAAGAAGACGCGAUAUUCUUCAGCUCGAGCAAGAACGCCCUCGUGGUUCGGCGCAUCCUCCACAUCAUCUACUCGGGAGACUUUGCUCAAAAUAACAUUCCAGAGAGCCUCUUGGAGCCGCGACAGAGACCGGCAAUCGAUGGGGCUUCCCAGGCUGCUGGCGCCUUUCCGGGAUUGUCGUCUCUGGACAUGAACAGCCAGGAACAGCUGAGCGAGAAAUAUAGGUUUCCAAACAAUGACACCUGCGACGAAAGCGACGGGGGUCCUCUCGCGACCCCCAAGAAGAAGGUCUGCUUCGCCGAUGCAUCUCUGUAUUCUUCCUCAUCUUCCUCUUCUUCCUUAUCUCCUUCCUCUUCGUCGUUAUCUUCGUCCUCUUCUUCAGAUGGUCGUGCUCGGUUUGCAUCUCCGAAGGCAGAGCUUGGAGGAGGGGCAGCGAUCGAUACGUGGACAGGAAAAAAGGCGGCAAAAGAGAGAAAGACGUGCGGUCGAGGAAAGCCUGAAGCAGCUGCGGCGAGCGAGCCUAGAGGUGUCGAGGUUCAUACAAAUCCGAACUCGCUGCUCUCCUCGGAAGCUUCUUGCGCGACUCAGGUGAAGGCGAUGUGCGGAUCGCUUCCUGUUUCUUCUUCGCCGUCUGUCGCGGGGACGCGAAACGGACAAGGAGAACAAUCGGAGGCUGGCUUCGGCAACAGAGGCAUUCUGAAGAAACGAGGGCGAGAUGAGACAGCUGCAUCACUGCGAGGCACAGAUCGCCUAAUCAAGCGCUGUCCAAAGAUCAUUGUCGCGUCGUCUCUGUGGGAGAACCUUUUCCUCCUCGGCUGCUUCCUGGAGAAACACAGCGUGAAAUGCUGUCACUUUUACGAGAAGAUGCAGGACAAAACAAAUCGAGUAGAGGCCCUCAAGAGCUUUCAACAAGACACCGAAACGAUGGUCCUUCUCCUCUCCACACAGCUUGGCGCUCAUGGCCUUGACCUGAGUUGUGCAUCCCAUGUCCUUCUGCCAGAUCCUCCAACAGAUCCAAAUGUGGAGCAGCAGGUGAUAUCGAGGGCGCACCGAAUGGGCGCACUGCGUGACGUCCACGUGGAAAUUUUUAUUCUCAAAGAUACAGUCGAGGAAACGAUUCUUCAGCGCCGCGGAGUGUGGACAGCCUCCCCACCUUCAGACGCAGGCCCAGACGGCAAGGCAUACAAGGAUACAUCGGGAUGUCCGUACAACAAACAGUCGUUUGUGUUUGGCACGCGAUUUCCUCGAGAGGCGAGGCGCGACCGACAGGCGGCCUUUGCAACUGAACGGACAGACGCUGAGGAGCACAUGUCUCCCACCGCGGAAUUUGUUGGAGAGACAGACGGGAGGCGUCUGAGUGGAAAAAAGGGCAAAUCCCCGCGGACAUGCGGGCCAGAGGGCACGCAUACGCACUUACGGAAACGUGGACAGAAAGCCAGCUUUCAAGGAGAUGCCUGUACAACCGACAGGCGUGGAGUCGCGGGUGUGGGAGCUGCUCCUGCCUCUGAAGACGAAACUUCCUUAAACACGAGCAGAGAUGGAUCCCAAUCACCCUCUCCCGUUUCAUGGGGGUCAGAACGCGUUGCUGGCAGCAGCAGAGUUGGUGGCUCAAUGCGUGCCCAGCCAAACUGGCGGGAGAUUCACGAUGAGGCUGUCGGUUUGGGAGAAGGUCUCCAAAAACAAACAGAGUAUUUGCUUAGAACGCUCCGUACCAUUCGCAGACCAGCUUGCGCUGAGUAGAGUGACCAGUUCUACGUGAAAGAAUCGACGGGUUCAGUAAUGCUUUUCCAGUGCAAUACAUAGACCCAGUGCCUCAGGUUUGACUGAACUCUUAUACGGAUUUUUUCUGUGGUUCCACGUUAGAGACAUAAUCACCACCGGUCCCGCUUGUAUGCGAGACACAACGCUGAACAACACUGGAGAUCUGAAGGAGCG
Messenger RNA from Toxoplasma gondii ME49, 10646 nucleotides. RefSeq names its product SWI2/SNF2-containing protein. The transcript is spliced from 15 exons. The record is from RefSeq and is a predicted model, not a curated record. Bases 1119 to 10451 code for a protein of 3110 amino acids. NCBI's taxonomy places the organism in Eukaryota, Apicomplexa, Conoidasida, Eucoccidiorida, Sarcocystidae. Gene Ontology annotation, molecular function: ATP-dependent chromatin remodeler activity; ATP binding.